CAUAAACUUAGGUUACAGGAUGAAAUCAUAAUUGAAAAGAAAAUAACUCUAAGCGCAUUCAAGCCAGAAUUUUAAUGAAUCUGGGUUCCAUAAAAGCUGCAAAAAUUGAGAACCAUAGGGACACUGAAGCACUUACGGCAGAGGGGAACACAAGCUGUUCUUCCUCUGAUGAAUCAUCUCCUAUAAUGAGGCAUGUAAAGGGAUCAAAAGCAUUAGCCAUUGAUGGCAUUGAAAUCUUGGACACAGCUGAUCUCCACCAUGCUCCUUCCACGCUGCUUGCUCCCCAUGACGCUGAUUACCCUCCUGUUAAUAACUUUCAAGACGCCAAAUAUAUAUUUUUUCUUGAGUCCAACAAGAUAUGGGCCAUUGCUGUUCCUAUUGCUUUCAACAUCUUGUGCAAUUAUGGGAUUAACUCAUUCACCAAUAUCUUUGUUGGCCAUAUUGGAGAUCUUGAAUUAUCCGCAGUUUCAAUUGCUUUAUCUGUCGUUUCAAAUUUCUCUUUUGGAUUCUUGCUUGGCAUGGGAAGUGCACUUGAGACGCUUUGUGGACAAGCAUUUGGAGCCGGGCAAGUAGAAUUGCUAGGUGUAUAUUUGCAACGUUCAUGGAUAAUCCUUUUUGUAGCUUGCUUAUUUCUAAUGCCUCUUUUCAUAUGGGCAACACCAAUCUUAAAGCUUCUUGGUCAACGAGAUGACAUAGCUGAACUUGCUGGGACGUUUACUAUUCAAGUAAUGCCUCAAAUGCUUUCAUUAGCCUUCAACUUCCCAACCCAGAAAUUCUUGCAGGCACAAAGCAAAGUUGGUGUUCUAGCAUGGAUUGGCUUUGUAGCUCUGAUUGGGCACAUUACUUUAUUGCUUCUGUUUAUACAUGUGUUUGAUUGGGGAACUGCUGGAGCUGCUGCUGCUUUUGACAUAUCAGCUUGGGGGAUAUCAAUUGGCCAGAUAAUUUAUGUGGUGGGUUGGUGUAAAGAUGGGUGGAAAGGGUUGUCUUGUUUGGCCUUUAAAGAUAUAUGGGGAUUUGUAAGAUUGUCUAUAGCUUCAGCUGUCAUGCUUUGCCUUGAGUUUUGGUAUUUUAUGAGCAUAAUUGUUCUCACUGGUCACCUUGAUGAUCCAGUUAUUGCCGUUGGUUCUCUUUCCAUAUGUAUGAACAUCAAUGGGUGGGAAGGCGUGGUUUUCAUUGGAGUCAAUGCAGCUAUAAGCGUACGGGUGUCUAAUGAGCUUGGAUCAGGACAUCCCAGAGCUGCAAAAUACUCUGUGGUUGUCACAGUCUUACAAUCUCUUCUUAUUGGGAUUAUUGCUGCUACUAUCAUCAUGGCAACAAGACACCAGUUUUCCAUGAUCUUCACUGACAGCCAACGGAUGCAAAACGCUGUGGCUAACUUAGCUUACCUACUUGGUAUAACCAUGGUGCUAAAUAGUGUCCAGCCUGUUAUAUCUGGAGUUGCAGUCGGUGGAGGGUGGCAAGCUUUGGUGGCUUAUAUAAAUUUGUUCUGUUAUUACGUUAUUGGGCUCCCUCUAGGGUUUUUUCUUGGUUACAAGAUGGACUAUGGAGUACAGGGAAUCUGGGUUGGCAUGAUUUGUGGGACUUUUUUGCAGACAAUUAUCCUGGUGUACAUCGUUUACAAAACCAACUGGAACAAAGAGGUUGAACAAGCGUCUGAAAGAAUGCAAAAGUGGGGAGGAUUGCGGCAAAGAUUUGAUAAAUAGAAUUGGCUUGCAUCCAUCUUGUCAACCAGUUAUUAAUUGUGUGAUUAAUGAUUAAUUAAUUGUCUUAUACAGAUUAAUAACACUUGAAUGUUUCUUAAUUAUUAUUUA
Molecule: messenger RNA, 1811 nt
Organism: Mangifera indica (mango)
Lineage: Eukaryota; Viridiplantae; Streptophyta; Magnoliopsida; Sapindales; Anacardiaceae
Product: protein DETOXIFICATION 34-like
Exons: 7
Coding region: 75-1703 (542 amino acids)
Biological process (GO): xenobiotic detoxification by transmembrane export across the plasma membrane
Cellular component (GO): membrane
Molecular function (GO): antiporter activity; xenobiotic transmembrane transporter activity
Source: RefSeq, a predicted model, not a curated record